UCAAAUGCGAGCCCCGAACAUCAACCAUUUUUCCUGCGGGUGCAGAUCCGUUAACGGUUAUUAACUACGCAUAACGCUGCGAGACGAAGAAGCUCGGAGUUAGGCGACAACAGGUGAGAUGAGCUCGGAUCCGCAGCUAAAUGGAAAUGCUUUUGGAGCCAUCAUUCGGAGCUCUUCGCGUAAUCACAAAGCCCCAAACCCGUCGUCGCCUGCGUCAUCGGUGGCUGUGCCAGUUACAUGGACUACAUUUCGAGAUGGGACCCCAAAACGACUCUCAUCGGAUCCGAUCUCCAUCGCCAUCUCCAUCUCCGUCCAACCAGUUAACCAGUCGUAAACCGGAACUGGCCCGCAUAACGUCGCUGCAGCUAAAGUCGAGAUGUUGGAGCCACAACAAUGCGGAGCGGACGAAGUGGAACUGGAGUGUGAAAGAUGGAUUGGAUGACAACGGAAUCGAGAUGGAUCGAAACCGGGAUCUGGAGCUGGAGCUGAAGCUGUAGCUCAUUGGAGGUCCAAUCAUGUAACCCACCAUCGUAUCUGUGAUUAGUGUGGAUUCCAUUGAUAUCCAUUUACUUUCGCAUAUGACUCAAUAUAUUCUGUUUGGAUAUGUGAACGAAUAAAAAUCUGAUGCUAAUCUUAUAAAA
This is a messenger RNA of Drosophila simulans, 641 nucleotides long. RefSeq lists its product as uncharacterized. NCBI's taxonomy places the organism in Eukaryota, Metazoa, Arthropoda, Insecta, Diptera, Drosophilidae. The record is from RefSeq and is a predicted model, not a curated record. Bases 141 to 497 code for a protein of 118 amino acids. The transcript is spliced from 2 exons.